ACUUUCAAGUCGUUGACCUGUACAUUCCAUCUCCAUCAGCGCUCCUUUUUUUAAAGAUCAUCUCCACUCUCAAUCCCAACAUGUCCGUGGCAACCUUUUCGCGGGACACUGCCUUUCAGGCACGGUCUUUGCUCCGUUCCCUGCUCCGUCAGUCAUCCCAGUUCUCGAACUAUAACUUCCGCGAGUACGCCCGCCGGAGGACGAGGGAUGCUUUCCGCGAACAUCAGAAAGAGAGCGAAGAGAGGAGGAUACAAGAGUUGAUUCAGGAUGGAUUGCAGAACUUGCGAUCGAUGAAGAGACAAACUAUCAUCAGCCAGUUUUACCAAAUGGACAAGCUGGUCGUGGAAGGCCAGAAGACAGGAAAGCAAACUGGCUCAGAAGGCAACAUUGUCCGCCAGAAGGAUACCGGCUGGGAUUAAAUCGGCCAUUCGCAUCAAUUGAAAGUUGUUUAAGAGUGAUUUUGAAGCUGGAUUUCAUUAUAUUCCAUUUUUGAUUCUCCUACUCGUUGGAGUCCACGGUGCAAGCGAAUGAGGUGAUUAAAUAGACCCGAAGUGCCC
Molecule: messenger RNA, 557 nt
Organism: Aspergillus wentii DTO 134E9
Lineage: Eukaryota; Fungi; Ascomycota; Eurotiomycetes; Eurotiales; Aspergillaceae
Product: LYR motif-containing protein
Exons: 5
Coding region: 81-419 (112 amino acids)
Biological process (GO): iron-sulfur cluster assembly
Cellular component (GO): mitochondrion; L-cysteine desulfurase complex
Source: RefSeq, a predicted model, not a curated record